AUGGCAUCGCCGUCGGGAAGCGCCGGGGACCGAGCCGAGCCUUGCGGGGGCUCCUCCUCUACUAUCUCCCCAAUCCGGCCGAUGCUCUCUUCAGCUCCUCCUCCUACUCUUCUCCCCCCAGUAUGGAGGGAAUUUGUGUGGGGAGCAAUUGCAGGCGCAUUUGGAGAAGGCAUGAUGCAUCCAGUUGACACCCUGAAAACAAGGCUUCAGAGUCAAGCUAUAAUGUCAGGUGCUAAGGCUCAGAAGAAUAUUUUCCAGAUGGUCAGGACAGUUUGGGCUUCUGAUGGACUGAGAGGUUUUUACAGAGGAAUUAGUCCAGGCGUUACUGGUUCACUUGCUACAGGUGCAACAUAUUUUGGUGUUAUUGAAUCAACAAAGACAUGGCUGGAGAACAAUAAUCCCAAUCUUAGUGGUCAUUGGUCUCACUUUAUUGCUGGAGGAAUUGGAGAUACACUUGGAUCUUUUAUCUAUGUGCCUUGUGAAGUUAUGAAGCAACGGAUGCAAGUCCAAGGCUCCAGCAAAUCUUGGGCACUAAAUGCUACAAAAGGAAAUGUUUCUCAAUCUCCUGGCACUCAGAUGUAUGGGUACUAUAAUGGAAUGUUCCAUGCUGGUUCUUCUAUCUGGAGAGAUCAUGGUGUGAAGGGACUCUAUGCAGGAUAUGGGUCUACGCUUGCCAGGGAUGUCCCGUUUGCUGGCCUAAUGGUAACUUUCUAUGAAGGGUUGAAAGAACUUACUGUGUAUGGGAAGAGGAAGUAUUUGCCAGACAGUGAUUUACAAGUCAGCAACUCUUUUGAAGGGCUUGUUCUAGGAGGAUUAUCAGGCGGUUUUAGUGCAUACUUGACAACCCCCUUGGAUGUCAUCAAGACAAGACUUCAAGUACAAGGAUCAACAACUAGGUACAAUGGAUGGCUGGAUGCUAUAAAAAAGACAUGGGAUGCUGAGGGAGUGAAUGGCUUAUUCAAGGGAAGCGUCCCUCGGAUAAUAUGGUAUAUACCCGCAUCUGCAUUCACGUUCAUGGCGGUGGAAUUCCUGAGAGAGCAUUUCAACGAGAAGGCCGAUACAGAUGCGGAGACGGCCUUGAACUAG
Messenger RNA from Triticum turgidum subsp. durum (durum wheat), 1086 nucleotides. The record is from the annotation of a GenBank genome assembly. NCBI's taxonomy places the organism in Eukaryota, Viridiplantae, Streptophyta, Magnoliopsida, Poales, Poaceae.